CCCUGACUUGUUGGACAAACCAUUCAUGUUGUCAGAAAACGAUGUGACCGACCCACAGCACACCUGUACACUGACUGUUCUGUGUCAUCCACGCGUUGGCUCCGUGUGGUACCCGUCUGUUGAAUAGAGCUGAUGGCCCGAUGCAAUCAAUGGCCAUCAGUCCAAUCCGACGGACGAACACGACCAAGAAACCAAGGAACGGUUCCACAGACGAAGCACAUCUUGAUCGAGGCCGUGAAAAAAUGGCGACACGCCGACCGAAAGUCAACCAACAGCAAAUCAGACCGACACACCCUGCAGCUGCCCUUCACGCACUUCAUUAAUGGGAUGAAUGCAUGGCUAUCUACAAUGCAUCAGAGCCACGAUAAACCACCCACUAGCCUCCGCCCCAGCUCACUUCGUCUCGUCUCGACUCGACUCGCAUCACUCGUUCUCAGAAGGUCAGUCAGUAGAUGAAGGGGAAGAACUUGUUGGUCUCCUGCGCGUACUGCUCAUAGUCCUGGAACGUGUCCACCAGCUGCCGCUCCUCGUAGUUGGCUUUGUUCUCCAAGAUCCAGAACAGCAGGCCACACAGCACCAGCCGCUCGAUUGACUUGGUCGCAAGAGCCAAGCCAAAGGACGCUAUCAGCAGCCCUGAGUACAUUGGGUGCCUCACGUACUUGUAGAUGCCUGAUAUGAUUGGGGCAAGGGCGAGAGGGAUGGCGAAAGCAGACAGACAUUGUAUGUUGCAGUUUCUGAUUCUUCUUGGUGUGUGUGUUGGGUACCCUCUUUCUUGAGUGUGGCUCCCUGGAUGGGUUGCGGCCAUGGUGAGAUGUCCUCGCCCAUCUCAAGCACACCAGUCAAGAUGAACAGCAAGCCUGCGCAUACACACACACACAGAUGUAAACACACACCAAAACGUGACAUUGUAACCCCAUCCAUGUGUGUGCAUUGUGGCACUCGGCCUAUUAUGUACCGACCGAGUGAUAUGAACGAGGGCCCAAGGCCGUAUUCCAUGAAGUCGCCGACAACCGGCACUUUGCCAAUGAUGACAGCCAGGACGCCAAACACCUGGAGAAACGCCCACGCCUCGCCCUCACCGAAUGACGUCUUGUUCCACACAUUGGCCUGGACGAAUAUCAAACCACACCAAGACACACAGGCAGAGCAGGACACACGCUCGCUUGUUGCUCCAUCCAUCCAUCCAUUCGGUGGUCGCCUCACCCUCAGCUUCUCUCGCAGUCCAUCGGCCUCGAGCUUGUCGGGCAGCUCCUUCAGCUUCUCAGCAUAUCGGCCGAACAAAUCAGCCACCUGACGAUGCACAGGCAUAGACAGCAGAGGGAGCCCAGCCCGUUCACGCGUCUCUCAGUCCAUGUCAGGUGACGCGUCAGUGCCUAUAGCGAACCUCGGCCACUGGGCUCCUCCCCUCCUCGGUCCUUGUCUGCCUCUCCUGGACGGCUCGUGUGAAUGAGGUGUCCCUCUCUCUGUCACUGUCGAAACUCUCCCACGCUGAUGGCGUCCUCGAAGCCCUGACAACACAGAACACGCCGAUGAACGCCCAAGUGAACCACUCAUGGGCUGCGUAGAUGAGGUGAUCCUGGCGCACCUUAGAGCAGUACUGGACCUCUGAGGAUCGUGUCUCCUCAGAAUGCUUUCCUUGUCUUUCCUUGUCUUCUCCUCUCUCCACCCGUUACACAGCAAUCUACCCUAGCUCACAAGCUCGCAGUGGUUCGUCUUCCCAAGCUGGCAAUCCUGACAGAUACGCCACCCACUGCCCUCUUUCCAGCUUAGCUCGCAGUCUUCUCCCCUUCUGAGCUCGCAUUGUGCUGGGCAUUGCAGAUCUUCUUCGAGAUGUCGUUUGCCGACCACUGGGUGUCGUUUGAGUCGAGCUGCAAGGCCAAUCUGCAGGUGCUGCUUCUGGCUGUCGUCGGUUUCCUCUGCGGAUACUACCCCACCGAAGAACGUACGUGAGAGAGAUGCACUCAUGGGACGCACACCACACCACAC
Molecule: messenger RNA, 1986 nt
Organism: Vitrella brassicaformis
Lineage: Eukaryota; Vitrellaceae
Source: the annotation of a GenBank genome assembly